AUGAUUUUUUGCUUUUUUUUUUAAUUCGCGCUAAAACACUAUGUCACGUGACAUUUCCGACGAGCUAUGACAUCAUAUUUCGAUAAACAAAACAAGGAUAAUACGGCGCUUCAACUGUUUUGAGUGAUAAUUAUACAGAUUUAAUUGGAAUUGUUAAAAUGACAAGCUACAAAACGUGUGCGGUGCCUAUGUGUCGUAGUACGACAAUUAAAUGUCCCAACAAAUUGUUUAUACACGUUCCUAAAUGCCCAAAACGUCGAAAGCAAUGGUUACAAUUGGCACGCCGAGACCCACAGUUUACGUCUGAUAAGUCUGCGAUAUUCUUUUGUGAGGAUCACUUUGAUCUACCUUAUGAUAUGGAAAAUUAUAUCCAAUACAGUAUAAUGGGUUCUAUUGGUAAAAUAAAAAUGAAACCCGACUGUUUACCAUUGAAAUUUCAUUGUCAACCGGACAGAAUAAAACGAACAGGGCCUCCACAGCCUCGAUCAGUUGUAAGCAAAAGACUACGUAUGCACAUAUUACAAGAAAUAUUUUCUCAGGAAAUGCCAUCAACAUCAGGCAAGACUUGCAAAAGCGGUGAGUAAAGUUAUCAAUUAGUAAGUUAG
This is a messenger RNA of Achroia grisella, 605 nucleotides long. RefSeq lists its product as uncharacterized. NCBI's taxonomy places the organism in Eukaryota, Metazoa, Arthropoda, Insecta, Lepidoptera, Pyralidae. The record is from RefSeq and is a predicted model, not a curated record. The coding region runs from base 159 to 584 and encodes 141 amino acids. The transcript has 2 exons.